This is a messenger RNA of Hordeum vulgare subsp. vulgare (domesticated barley), 726 nucleotides long. RefSeq lists its product as uncharacterized. The record is from RefSeq and is a predicted model, not a curated record. NCBI's taxonomy places the organism in Eukaryota, Viridiplantae, Streptophyta, Magnoliopsida, Poales, Poaceae. Bases 1 to 726 code for a protein of 241 amino acids. The transcript has 3 exons.
AUGGCGGACUAUAGGUGCGCCACUACAUCCAUAUAUGACAUCCUAGAAAUGGCCUUCUCCCUGUUACCCUGCUUUGACUCUACACUCUCAGCCCUACUUGAGGAAGAGCAAAACGUAUGUCCUGAUACCAAGCUCAUUCCCCGAAUCAAUGAGACACUUGCAGCACCAGGAUACUAUCAAGCUGCUAAUGGAGAGGUCAGCAUAGAGCAAUUUGGCCAACCACGGCUUCCCCAAAGCAUAGAUGAACCCUUGCUGGCAAUGCAAAUGAGCAGCACUGCGCCUAUCUCGAUGCCUCUUGCUCCAGGGUGUGAUGAAGAGUGCCUCACGACGGCACUAACCAGAGGGUACAUGAGCCUGGAUAGUGCCCUGUAUCCACAAACAGGAGCAAUGAUCCCGAGUUACAACACAGAGGCAUCAAAAUUAGGAUUCUUCAAUGGUAGUGGUGGUAAUAGCAAUGGUAUGGUGGUGUUAGAUAUGAAUGACAUCGGCGAGUAUCAGAGGAUGAUAGAAGGUGAAGGACUGACCAGAACAUAUAGCGACACAGAUUCCAGGCAAGGGGGCUAUAGCAACACUGCAGAGAUUCAGAGAAAGCUGGGGAGCGGUGGGGAGGGGCGGAAUUUACCCCAUCUGGGGCGCGAGGGCGAGGCCGUUGUUGAGCUACAACAUGUCGUAGUUGGAGGUGUCGUAGAGGCGGCGCAGCGUGGCGGUGGGGAGAUCUGCACCUAA